GCGAGGGCAGGUCCGAGGAGCUUCCAGGCGACGAGGGGACGGGGCGGAGAGGCAGAAGGUGGCGGCCGGUGGGUGUGGCGCCGCGGGCAAGGCCGGCCACCCCUCGUUCCGUCCACGCUGUGCCUGGCUCCUCGGCGCCCAGGUGCUCCGGGACCGGCGGAGUACCGUAGCGGGCCGAAAGAAGAAAUGAUGUAAACCAUUCACUAUCCAGACUUUAAGGUCAAGGUGAGAAGGAAGGUCAGGAGGAACAUGGCCUGGCCAAAUAUUUUUCAAAGAGGAGCUCUGCUCUCCCAGUUCAGCCAUCAUCAUGUGGUGGUGUUCCUGCUCACCUUCUUCAGUUACUCGUUGCUCCACGCGUCAAGAAAAACAUUUAGCAAUGUCAAAGUCAGUAUCUCUAAGCAGUGGACCCCAAGUGCUUUUAACAAGUCAGUUGAACUGCCGGUAGAGAUCUGGAGCAGCAACCAUUUGUUUCCCAGUGCAGAGGAAGCCACUCUUUUCCUCGGAACACUUGACACCAUCUUCCUCUUCUCCUAUGCUGUGGGCCUUUUCAUCAGUGGUAUCGUUGGGGAUCGGCUUAAUUUGCGAUGGGUUCUGUCUUUUGGCAUGUGCUCCUCUGCAUUAGUGGUGUUUGUCUUUGGCACUCUCACAGAAUGGCUGCAUUUCUACAACAAGGGGCUAUACUGUAGCCUGUGGAUCGUGAAUGGCCUGCUGCAGUCCACUGGUUGGCCCUGCGUCGUUGCUGUUAUGGGCAACUGGUUUGGGAAAGCUGGACGAGGAGUUGUUUUUGGUCUCUGGAGUGCCUGUGCUUCAGUGGGCAAUAUUUUGGGAGCAUGUCUAGCUUCUUCCGUUCUGCAGUAUGGUUAUGAGUAUGCCUUUCUGGUGACGGCGGCUGUGCAGUUUGCUGGUGGGAUCAUCAUCUUCUUUGGACUCUUGGUAUCACCCGAAGAAAUUGGUCUCCCAGGUAUUGAGGCCGAAGAAAAUUUUGAAGACGACUCACACAGGCCAUUGAUUAGUGGUGCUGAAAAUGAAGAUGAAGCUGAGCCUAAUUAUUCAAUCCAAGAAGACAAGACUAUUACCCAAGUCAAGGCGAUAAGCUUUUACCAGGCUUGUUGCCUUCCCGGAGUUAUAGCGUAUUCACUGGCCUACGCCUGCUUGAAGUUAGUGAAUUACUCCUUCUUCUUCUGGUUGCCCUUUUAUCUGAGUAAUAACUUCGGAUGGAAGGAGGCUGAAGCCGACAAGCUGUCCAUUUGGUACGAUGUUGGAGGAAUUAUAGGUGGAACUCUGCAAGGCUUCAUCUCUGAUGUGCUACAGAAGAGAGCCCCGGUGUUAGCUCUCAGUCUGCUUCUGGCCGUCGGCUCCCUCGUUGGAUAUAGUCGUUCUCCAAAUGAUAAGUCCAUCAAUGCGCUUCUGAUGGCUGUCACAGGAUUUUUUAUUGGUGGACCUUCUAAUAUGAUUAGCUCUGCUAUUUCUGCGGACCUGGGUCGUCAGGAGCUGAUCCAAGGCAGCACUGAGGCUUUGGCGACCGUCACAGGAAUAGUUGAUGGAACCGGGAGCAUUGGAGCUGCGGUAGGCCAGAUUCUUCCUGUCUGAAAAGAAGCUAACACCUCAUAAGACAGAUUCUCCAGUCCCAGCCCGCCACCCCUUUCUUCCAGCCUGAACUUGGCACUCCAAGGAGGCCAUGAGACACAUGCUUCUCAUUACCCCACACCUGACAUGCAGGCCCUACCUCUGUCCCCCUACCAGACACACACACGUACACACAUUCUUCCCAUGGAUCCCUGCCAGAAAUUGCCAUGGACUCUGCAGCUGCCCUGAGUCGCUUACUCUGCUUCCUACAACUGUGUCUCAAAAGGCGGUUCAUAAAUGUCUUAUGCCAGAAUCAUCUGGGGGUUCAUUAAAGUACUGAACACUAAGCUUACUGUAGACUUGCUGAGUGAGAGCCUGGGGAUCUGUAUUUCAGCAAGCCUUCCUGGCGAUUCUUACGCACUCUGAAGUUUGAGAUCUUCUGGGCUAAGAUUGGCCUACUCUAGGUAAUCAGAACUAUUCAAAUCGAUCCUUUUUGCUUACAUUCAGCUUCAGAAAGGCAUCCCUUCUCUGGGACAGUCAUGAGUCAUGCCUCGCCUAGGGUAUACUACUCUAGGUCAUUGCAGAAUGUGGAUUUUGCAAAAUGUGGAUUUGAGAAUCAACUGCAUGGAUAAAAUGGUUGAAACCGUGGAAGUGAUGUGAUGUUUAAUGGGGAAAGAAAAUAUAGGCAAACCCUCAGAGGAUGCCCAAUGGUCACAGAAACAGGAAGCCAGAAUUUGAGGAGGUGUGUUACUCAGAUCAUAGAGGUAGAGAGGUCAGGAGAAAGAGAAUGGAAGGAAAAAGGCUUGUAGUUUUGACAUUGAGGUCAUUAAAUGGCCUUGAAGAUUGCUGCUUAAUGGGAGUGGAUCAGUGGUAUCCGAUUGCUAGUGGUUAAUGCAAGAGCAAAUACUGAGGGAGAUAAACCAUCUUAGUGCUGGUCUCCACCCAGCCAUAUAUUACACAUUUAUUUGUUAAUGUCUGUGUCUCCCACUGUAAGGUGAGCUUCACGAGGGCAGCAUUUUAUUUGUUUUGUGUUCUACUGUAGCCCUGGUACCAGGAACGGUACCAGGAAUGGUGCCUGGCACACAGUAGACAUUCAGAUAUUUGUGGAAUGAUUGUAGAAUGAGUGAUUUAUAGGAUCAGUGUGUUAGCAUAUUUGAUUCUGAGACUAAAGGAAAAACAAACUUAGCAAAGGUAGGAGAAAUUUGUCCUGGAGUAGGAACUAAAAAAAAUGCUAUUGGCCACCUGUUCAGAUGUCUUCAUAUAAGGGGUAUUGGGCAUCCUUUUCUGAAAUUACUGUAUUUUAAGUUUUCCUUCCCAACUAAUGUUUUCUUCAUUAAUCAAAUGGGUAGAUUGUAAUUAGCAUUUCAAGGAGUUUCUUUUUAUUUAGAAUGCCUGCCAGUGUUACGAUCCCUAUCUGUGAACAUGGGUCAGCAUUAGGUUGACUUUCAUGGUUUGGGAAGCAGGACCAGGACCAAAGCAUAGCUAGCUUUACUCAUUCCCCCGCCAUGUUGAUUUUUGAAUGAUUUUCUAUUGCUUGAGGUAUGAAAUCCCAAACUCCAUGACUUAAUAGGGACUUAAUAAAGCCCUUAGAAGGAAACAUAGGGACGACGCCUCAUGACAGAUAUACACCAGUGGUCAGUAAGCACCUGAAAAGAUUCUCAGCAUCCUUAGGGAGAUGCAAAGCAAAAACAUGAGCUACCACUUGACACCUAAUGGCUGUAGUUAAAACAAAACAGAGUAACAGGUGUUGGUGAGGAUGUGGAGAAAUUCACAUACAGUGCUGGUGGGAAUGUAAAAUCGUGCAGCUACUGUAGAAAACACUAUGGUGGUUCCUCAAAAAGUUAAACAUAGAAUUACCAUAUGACCCAGCAAUUCCACUCCUAGGUAUGUUGUACCCCAAAGAAUUGAAAACGGAUUCAGAUAUUUGUUUACCGAUGUUCACCACAGCGUUAUUCAUAGUAGCCAAAAGGUGGAAACAACUCAAGUGUCCGUUGAUAGAUGAAUGGAUAAACAAAAUGUGGUAUAUCUAUGCAAU
Messenger RNA from Aethalodelphis obliquidens (Pacific white-sided dolphin), 3601 nucleotides. It is a transcript of the gene SLC37A3, whose product is annotated as solute carrier family 37 member 3. Gene Ontology annotation, biological process: transmembrane transport. The coding region runs from base 250 to 1590 and encodes 446 amino acids. Gene Ontology annotation, cellular component: endoplasmic reticulum membrane. NCBI's taxonomy places the organism in Eukaryota, Metazoa, Chordata, Mammalia, Artiodactyla, Delphinidae. Gene Ontology annotation, molecular function: transmembrane transporter activity. The record is from RefSeq and is a predicted model, not a curated record. The transcript is spliced from 14 exons.